Molecule: messenger RNA, 1614 nt
Organism: Selaginella moellendorffii
Lineage: Eukaryota; Viridiplantae; Streptophyta; Lycopodiopsida; Selaginellales; Selaginellaceae
Product: UDP-glycosyltransferase 85A7
Exons: 2
Coding region: 132-1553 (473 amino acids)
Molecular function (GO): UDP-glycosyltransferase activity
Source: RefSeq, a predicted model, not a curated record
UUUAAUAUUUAAACAUGAUAAAGUUUAAUAAUUUCACCAUUAUUGAUGUUUUGCUAGUGUAUAAAUCACAAAACUACACCAAACAUGCGAUCCCACCCAAGAGAAAAUGGCCGGAUCCUCAUUGCGUCUAAAUGAUCCAAGUGCCAGCUCCAAAUAUAAACCAGAAAGAAAAUUCCUCCUCACAUAGGUUACUCGCAAUGGCCAAACACAUCGUUGCGCUCCCAUUCCCAGGCGAAGGCCAUGUCUCUCCCAUGAUGCAUCUCUCCAUCUUUCUCGCCCAGCAAGGCUUCUCGAUCACCUUGGCAGCCAUGACAAUCGGCCCAUUCGAUUGUUACAGCUUCAUCAAGAACAAAGGAACUUGGCCGCCUCCAGGCACCACCAACAUCAGCGUCAAGGAGCUCACCUCCACAGUCCCAUUCCCUGCCGAGGCAAUAUCAGAGAACCGAGCGGACAUGACGCAAAUCUUGCGGUACGCUCAAACUUACCUGGCCUUGAUGGAGGAGCUCGUCCGAGCCAUCCCGGACGAGGUGUGCUGCAUCAUCUCGGACUAUCUCUUCGACUGGUGUCCAAAGCUGGCCGCGAAGCUGGGAGUUCUCGGGGUCGUGCUCAUUCCAGCAUCCGCCACUGUCACUUGGUGUGAGCUUAGUAUCGCUCGCCUUGCUGCUGCUGGAAUGGUGCCAUCGCAACCAGGCGAGCUAGCCGACGAUGACGCCGCAGUGAUCCUCACAGAUCCUGAAAUACGAAGGUCGGAGAUACCGUGGCAUUUUUGCAACGACAAAGCUUACCAGGAUCACAUCGCCAAGUUUAACAGCCAAGCUCUCAAGGCUGCCGAUCUCGCCAUCGUGAACACCUGCAUGGAGCUCGAGGGCCAGAUCGUGAGUGCCAUAUCGCAGCAAAUGGAUGACAAGUUCUUACCAGUCGGUCCUCUCUUUCUUCUCAACGACGAGCCACACACUGUCGGAUUUGGCGUCUGCGAUACCGAUUGUCUCAAAUGGCUCGACGAGCAGCCGCCAUCUUCCGUGCUCUACAUCUCUUUCGGGAGCUUUGCGGUCAUGACUGGCGACCAGAUGGAAGAAAUCGUGCGAGGGCUGGAAGCCAGCAGCAAGAAAUUCCUGUGGGUGAUCCGACCCGAGCAGCCAGAAAUCUCCAAGGUCCGAUUUCCAAGCACGGAUCAAGGAAUGGUAGUCUCGUGGUCGCCCCAGACGAAAGUACUCUCCCAUCCAUCGGUUGGAGCUUUUCUUUCUCACUGCGGCUGGAAUUCUACCGUGGAGGCCGUCGCCAGCGGCAAACCCGUCCUCUGCUGGCCGCUGCUGUUCGAGCAGAACACGAAUUCCAUCUCGCUGGUGAGAAAGUGGAAGGUAGGCAUAAGAUUUGCGAAAGGAAGGGAUGGAAUGGUGAGCCGUGACGAAGUGGAGAGGAUCAUCCGCCUGGCAAUGGACGGCGAGCAGGGACGGCAGAUCCGAGAGCGCGCCGAGGAGCUGGGUGAGAAGAUCCGAUCGAAGAAUGUACCUGGCAGCGGCCUGGAGAGAUUUGUCACCGCCCUCUCUGUCUGAGCUCCUGCCCUACAAUAAAAUUAUUCUUGCCCUUCAUUGGGCAACAAUAACUUAAAAUUAC